UAAAUAGUAAAAACUAGUUAGUUUUUAUCAAUUUUCUUUACUCAAAUAUUUUCAUAAUUUCUGUCAGCGAGGUAGGUAAUUCUGAAUUUUUUAUGCACACUAUGGAAAACUACUAUUAUAUGUCAUACUCUUUUUUGAUGUCAAGAAUUUGAUGUUUAAAACACUGUUGUCAUCGACUUACAAGCCUAAAUUAACGUUAAAGAAUUUAAUUUCAUUACAUUUGAGUUCUAAUAAAAAGAAAAUGAGUACUUUGGAAAAUGUUAUUGAUGGUUUAAAUGAUGUUAAAUGUAAAAUCAAAGUUGUGGCUCAAAAACGAAAGGAGAGCCAUGUGGAACCAAGGCUAGUUGCUGUUAGUAAAACAAAACCUAUAGAACAUAUUAUUGGAAUUUAUCAGAAGGGUCAAAGACAUUUCGGGGAGAAUUAUGUCCAAGAAUUGAUUACUAAAUCAUCUGAUAUUGAACUUUUAGAAAAAUGUCAAGACAUAAAGUGGCAUUUUAUUGGUCACAUACAAAAAAACAAAGUUUCAAAACUAUUAAUGGUUCCUGGUUUACAUGUUAUUGAAACAAUAGAUAGUGAAAAAUUAGCAAGUGCAGUUAAUGAUGGAUGGAAAAAACUCAACAAAGAAAAUAGAUUGAAAAUAAUGGUUCAAGUUAACACUAGUAAUGAAAAAGAGAAAUCUGGUGUAUCAACAGAUACAGUAGUAGAUUUAUAUAAAUUUAUUAUUGAGAAAUGUGACCAUUUGGAACUGAUUGGUUUAAUGACGAUUGGUCAGUAUGGUUAUGAUUGUUCUCAAGGACCAAAUCCAGAUUUUUUGGCUUUGGUGGAUUGUAAAAAAGAUGUUUGUGAUAAAUUAAAAUUAAAUCCAUCCGAAAUAGAAUUAUCAAUGGGCAUGUCUGAUGAUUUUGAGCAUGCCAUUGAAUUAGGAAGCACAAAUGUACGAGUAGGAAGUAGUAUCUUUGGUUUUCGUGCGAGAAAGGAAAAACAAUGAUUUAUUUGUAAUAAAUUWUUACUAAUCAGAAUAAUUUUUUUUUUAUUGAGAUGGUUUCAACAUCUAUGGUCAUAAGCUUGAAGGUUAUUUAGUAGGAUUUUAACUGUAAAAGAGGGUGGGACCUCAAGACAGACCAAACAUGCUACCAUACCAGACCACAUUGGAAUAAUUCUAAUGAUAAUUAUUUAGGUUAAUCAAAUAAUAGUUCAGUAAUAAAAAUGUAUAAUUUAUUUAUCUUUUAUUC
Messenger RNA from Diuraphis noxia (Russian wheat aphid), 1232 nucleotides. RefSeq names its product pyridoxal phosphate homeostasis protein. Gene Ontology annotation, molecular function: pyridoxal phosphate binding. The record is from RefSeq and is a predicted model, not a curated record. Gene Ontology annotation, cellular component: intracellular anatomical structure. NCBI's taxonomy places the organism in Eukaryota, Metazoa, Arthropoda, Insecta, Hemiptera, Aphididae.